CAACCCUGUCUCUUAAAUUCAUCACCACCGCGCCUCUUCUCCCGUCACAUCUUCACUCCUGCAAUCGCAUCCUCUCCAUCUUCCCCGAAGAAACCAGGAACCCGCUGUUAUGAUGGCGCUCAAUCCCCAGGUGACGAACUUGGUCAUUAUCUUGGGCUUCAUGCAGCUCUCGAAAAAGAUCGACUUUGAGGACCCCAACGUGCUCAUUGGCGUGCGCGCGCUAUACGUUGUCUCCAACGUCCUCAUCGCGGGCAUAUACCUCUAUGUGCAGAGCCAGAUAAACAAGAAGAGAGACAUGACCGUCCUGAAAUACGUCGAGCCCGCGCCCAUGGGCAGCGGCGAAGACCCCAAGCCCGUCAACACGACCGUGCACGCCUACGACCUCUCCCAACUCAAAGGGCUCUACAAGGCGCAGCUGAUGGGCGUCGGCAUGAUGGCCGUCAUGCACUUGUACUUCAAGUACACCAACCCGCUCCUGAUCCAGAGUAUCAUCCCGCUCAAGGGCGCCUUCGAGGGCAACCUGGUUAAGAUCCACCUGUUGGGCCAGAGCGCCACAUCGGGCGACCUGAAGCGGCCGUGGAAGACGUCGGGCGGCAUCAUGGGCGCGAUGCAGGGGGGUGAGAUUAAGACGGAUAAGAAGAGCGUGGAGGCCGCGGAGAGGGCGGGGAGGGGAGGGGCGAAGGAGGAGUAGGGCUGUUGAGUCUUCGGCGAUGCUGAUGAGAGGGUUUGGGAGGGGGUGGGAUGGGAGUGUGCUGAUGGGUUGAAGCCGGUUGGUGAUGCUUGUGUAGAUGGCCUUGCUUGGUUGCCACAAAUGGCCGAGGACUACGGAGGCAGUCGUGGUAUUGAUAGAAUUCAUGCUGUUUCUUCAAGACCUUUUUUUCAAAGCAUUUCGACACUAGCGGCCCAGUCAGGUUCCGAAUAUCCCAAUCACCAGCAAUCCGUACUUGACCUACAACGUACAAAUCUUUACAUUCACG
Messenger RNA from Mytilinidion resinicola, 977 nucleotides. Its product is annotated as inorganic phosphate transport PHO88. The transcript has 4 exons. Gene Ontology annotation, biological process: protein targeting to ER. The record is from RefSeq and is a predicted model, not a curated record. Gene Ontology annotation, cellular component: endoplasmic reticulum; mitochondrion. Lineage: Eukaryota; Fungi; Ascomycota; Dothideomycetes; Mytilinidiales; Mytilinidiaceae. Bases 110 to 691 code for a protein of 193 amino acids.